Messenger RNA from Trachymyrmex septentrionalis, 723 nucleotides. RefSeq lists its product as uncharacterized. NCBI's taxonomy places the organism in Eukaryota, Metazoa, Arthropoda, Insecta, Hymenoptera, Formicidae. The record is from RefSeq and is a predicted model, not a curated record. Gene Ontology annotation, molecular function: nucleic acid binding. Bases 1 to 723 code for a protein of 240 amino acids. The transcript has a single exon.
AUGCAGUCAGACAUGUUUCCUAAUGAGAUCGCGGCUCUAAAACAAAAGCGUCUGGUAACGAAAAACUGUCCGCUCUCCGUUCUCAAUCCUUAUAUGAACGAGGAUAAACUUAUUCGUAUUCGAAGAAGACUUCGUCGAGCUUGUCUCCCUGAAGCGAUGAAGAAUUCUGUCGUCUUACGCGCACACGCGCUGUUGGAACUUAUUAUCCAGCACCAUCAUCUUACAACGUUGCAUGCCGGUUCUCAAUUAACGCUCGCGUCAUUGCGUCACGAAGCCUGGAUUCUCCGCGCCACCGUUCUUUACAAGUGCAUACCAUGCACGCGUGAUCGCGCCGACGUACCCGUCGAACUCAUGGGUGACCUCCCGGCUGCGAGAAUCAACCGUACCGCUCGCGCCUUUGUCUAUACCGGCGUCGAUUACGCAGGUCCGAUCGCUGUCCACACGACUCCCAGUCAAGGGAAUAAAUCACAAAAGGCUUAUAUUGCUUUAUUUGUCUGCCUCACGACCAAAGCUCUGCAUUUGGAGCUCAUCAGCGAUUACACCUCUACUACUUUUAUAGUAGCGUAUCAACGACUUAUUUUGCGCCGAGGACUAUCGACGUCCAUGUAUUCCGAUAACGGAACCACGUUUCACGGCGCCGAUCGCGAACUGUCAAACGCACAUGCAAAAGCCAUUCGAAAUCCUAACUUCCGCAACCGACUCACAAUCGACGGAACUGCGUGA